UGUGUUUGUGAGGUUAUGUUUUCCUGUGAUGUUUUCGUUUUGUGGUUAUGUUUGGCUAAGAUUUUAAUUGUAUAUGAAUUUUCGUACUUUACUACAAAAUCUUGAAUUGAUGGAGGUUUUAUUUAUAUUACGCUUUAUCAAGUUCAAAAUACAUUAUUAGGAAAUCAACUUAGGGCGAUACAAAUAAAUAUUUAUUGAUAUUUCCCAAAUGUUAGUACAAGUUAAUGUGUCCAUAGAUUUACUGUAUUUUUGAAAUAGCAAUGGAGUUUGCAAGGAAACAACUGGAGAAAUACGGCUGGUCUGAUGGCAAAGGUCUUGGCAAAGAUGAGAAUGGUAUAUCUGAACCGGUGAAGGCUAAAAUAAAGCACAGUCUCACAGGUGUGGGCUAUGAUGCUGCAUCCGAUUUUACAGAGCACUGGUGGAGUGCUCUGUAUGAUAAAGCAGCUGGCAAUAUAGAGGUAAAAAAUGUCAAUGGCAAAACAAAAAAGAUUAGACGGAAGAGCAAAGAAGAAUUUGAAAUUACAAACAGCACAUGGAAAAUGAAGAAAAUAAAAAAGUCAAAACCUUCCGACAGUGAGGAGUAUUCAGAGUUUUUUGUUAGGACUGCUGUCUUGGGAAAAGGUGGUAGUCAAGAUACAAGAGUCAGGGAUUCUGAGUCAGACUCAGAUGAAGAGGUAAACUCUGCUGUGAAGUUGACAGAUGAAGAACUAUUCAAGGCAUGCCACGGACGAACUGCCCACAAAGGCGCCCGUCAUGGUCUAAGGGCAUUAGGAAAGCUUGCAAGAAUAGAACAGCAAGAACAAAUUUUGUUAAUGCAAGGAAGAUAUGAAGGUUACACUCAUCACGAGAAAAUGAAAAAUAAUUGUAACAAAGAGUCACAAGUUGUUGAAGAUACAAAUUCAAAUAAUGACAAUGAAUUAAAAACUAUUAAAAAAAGAAAAAAGAAACAACACAAAGAAAAACUAUCAAAUUUCAGUGUUGCCACCAAUGAAUACAAUGUAGACACGUCUGAAAUUAAAGACAAUAUUACUGAUUUAAUAACUCAAGCUGAAGGUUUAGAAAGUGGAGAAAUAAAUAGUAUUAAAAAGAAAAAGAAAAGGAAACAGCACAAUAGUAAAAAUGAAAGUGAAAUACUAUCAAUUAAUAAAAAAGACAAUGACAGUGUUGCCAUGGCUGUGAAUGAGAUUCUGGAAAAUGAAGAGGUUGCUAAAAGCAAGAAAAGGAAACCAAAAAAGAAGUAACUACCCAGAAUAUAAAUAAGAUAAAUAAUAGUAAGAUAAACGCAAGUGAUACAUGUUUGUUAUCUAAUAUUUUGACAGAUGUGUGGUGCAGUAGGUAGACCCUGCUUUUUGCAUCCAAAGCUGUGGGUUUGAUUCCACAAGUGAAAUAUUUUUUAGUGUCUGGAUGGAUUUAUAUGUAUAAUAAUAUACUAAUAGGUACUAAGUAAUGUAAUAAAUUAUGUAUUUUGAUCAGUUUUCUUAGUACCCUUAACACAGGCUAUGCUUUUGAAGCUAAUUAGCAUUGUGUGAUCAUGUCCAAAUAUAUUUAGGUAUAAAAAAGUAGUCUCUAUAGAUUCCAAAACAUGUGUUUAAUAAAUUAAAGAAUAUUGGUGUAAUA
Bicyclus anynana (squinting bush brown) is the source of this 1617-nucleotide messenger RNA. RefSeq names its product G patch domain-containing protein 4. Gene Ontology annotation, molecular function: nucleic acid binding. Lineage: Eukaryota; Metazoa; Arthropoda; Insecta; Lepidoptera; Nymphalidae. Gene Ontology annotation, cellular component: nucleolus. The record is from RefSeq and is a predicted model, not a curated record. Gene Ontology annotation, biological process: regulation of ribosome biogenesis. The transcript is spliced from 5 exons. The coding region runs from base 261 to 1241 and encodes 326 amino acids.